UUCGAAGCUUCAUGAAGCAGUGUGGCAUAUCGCCCGUCAGUAUUCUCAGGCCGGGGAACUGGUAACUAGCGGACAGAGAUAAACAGGGAGAAAGUGGCCGCAGAAUCUUCAUUCAUCUUCUCAAGAUUUUCUAUCCGGUGGAAAUAUAUCGAUAUAAGUGAUCGGAAGCGACUGUUAUACGUUCAUUCGAAACAGACGGUACUGAGGAAUAGGUGCAAAGAAAAAAUUCGAUACUCGAUGACAUUACAUCGCAAUGUCCGAUCGUUUGGGGCAAAUAACCAAGUCCAAGGAUGGGAAAAGCAAGUAUUCCUCACUCAGCCUAUUUGACAAGUACAAAGGAAAGUCAAUAGAAUCUCAGAAAACCACAGUUGUUGCUCGACAUGGCUUACAGAGUCUUGGCAAAGUGGCCACUGCCCGGCGCAUGCCGCCUCCCGCUCACUUGCCGAGUCUGAAAUCUGAGAAUAAAGGAAACGAUCCCAACAUCAUUAUCGUGCCCAAAGACGGUACAGGAUGGGCAAACAAGCAGGAUCAAUCCGAUCAAAAGAGUUCCAUUGCAUCAACAGCACAGCUGCAGGAGUUGCAGCCGCCGCUGGCUUUACAGAAAUCUGUGUCCAAUCUUCAGAAGCCCACACCAAUAACCAACCACGAGAGCACAAGCACAGGUGGACCAAAGCAAUGGGCUCAGCUCAAUGGGAAGGCAGUCGAAGCAGAUGGUUUAAAGGUCUCAAGCCGACUGCAGCCAUUCUCUCACAAGGAGUUUCCGACGCUGAAAGCAGCAGGAGAACAGGACAAAUCUGUCAAGGAAAGGAGCGUCUUCGAUCCGUCGUAUGGGCCCGGACCAAGCCUCCGCCCGCAGAAUGUGUCCAGCUGGAGGGAGGGAGGUGGGAGGAACCUGCAGGCAUCGGCUCUGUCUUCUGCUCCUCUCUCAGACACUGAGGACAAGAGCAGCAGCGCCACAGCCGAGAUGGACUCUCCUCUUCGUCCUCCCUCCUCAUCCACUGCAGCAGCUGCUCAGUCGAGUAACGUGAAGGAGCCGUCACUGCGACCCGCUCAACCUGUGCGCCUGCCUGCUCCAUCAGCCCUGCAGUACCAGCACCACACCACCACAACCACCACAUACCAUGACAUGCUGCCGGCCUUUAUGUGUCCUAAAGACACCCGUAAUGCUGUGAGCUCCUCCGAUCAUGGCCCCGCCACUGUGGCCCCUGUGCGCUUUAAUUCCAGGUUCACCUGUAGACCAGCGUUCCCUGCGCCAGAGCCAGUCAAUGGUGAUGUAAAGAGGGAGAACCGCUUCCCACGAAUGCCCCCAUGCCCCUCCGCUCGCCCGAUGCGCCGGCCAGGAGACAGAGCCCCCCGUGCUGCCAUAAUCAACCCUGAUGACCUGAAAGACCUGGAUGAACUGGACAAUGACUGUGAAGAUGGCUGGGCAGGUCUUCAUGAGGAGGUGGAUUACAGCGAGAAACUGAAGUUCAGUGAUGAUGAGGAAGAUCACUCCUUACGUGAGAAGAAAAAGAUCUGGGACGACUGGGACAAUCAUCAGGAUCAUCAUUCAUCUCAGAGCUCAGGAGAUCGUCCAUUCCUGCAGGACACUGAGGUGGACACAUACACACGCCAGCCAGAACCAUUGCCCUCAAGAAAGACCAAUGGACCCUUUUCCUCUACUGAAUCUCAGCACCAGCAGAAGAACCGUAUCAAUAACGAGUCCACAGAGGAGCAGGAGGAGCCGCAGCGCCAGGUGCCUGCUCGAGGGAAGUUUGUCUCUGCCGACACCUCUGAAGCCCUUGAGAGAGCGCGCAGACGACGCGAGGAGGAGGAGAGAAGAGCCCGUGAGGAGAGACUCGCUGCCUGUGCUGAGAAACUCAAAAAACUGGAUGAGAAAUUUGGCAAGACUGAAAAAAAUGUGCACGCUGGAGAAAGCCCGAGGGAAACAGAUAGCAAAGAGCUGAUGCAGUCUCCAGGCAGGAAGUCCUCCAAACAACACCAGGACAGCUGGCAGUAUGGCAACAAAGAAGUGUCAGAUACACCUGUUGAGUCAUCCAGUCAGGAUUAUAAGGAUGAAGGUUGUAACUACCACAAUGAUGAUGAUGGUCCUGAGUCUACCUCUCCACUCCUCGACUACAGUCGGCAUCAGAAGCCUGUUCCACCCCGAUUCCAGAAACAGCACCAGCAGCAGGAGCAAGUGUAUAAGAUGUCAUCAUGGCAGCAGUCAGGUCACCCCACCCAGUCCAGCUCUGCUCACCCACAAAGAGGCUUUUACCCCACUCAUGUGCUGGGCUUUGACCCACGCUGGAUGAUGAUGCCACCCUAUAUGGACCUCCGCAUGGCUCAAGGGGAUUUCUACCCUACUGGUAUUCUUUCAUCUGGACUGGUUAAACCUGUCAUUCAGCAGGAUCACCUCAAUAGUCCAAGUUCUGCAUCUGAUGAUGGCUGCCGUCUCAUCAUGCAUCAAGAGAGGAGGGCACUGUCCACUGAACCCAACCAAGUGUGGAACCAAGACAGCUACCCCUCUGCCCGCAGUUUCACCCCACCCUACCAGAGACCGCAUGAGAACAUUGACCGGAGCGAUAGGUCGAUCUCCAGGCAUGACUCUUAUGAGGACAGAGGUCAUGAAUGUGUGGACAGUCCAGCAGAGGAUAUGACCCAUCAAGUUUUCUGCCAGAGCAGAGGCUCAGACGUGUCUCUCGGGUCUCAGCAAGAGGUUCACCAUGAGGGGUUCUUGGCUCUAGGCAGGAGUCAUCAUGGGGAAUUCUAUAAAUCAGACCACAGGGACAUCUCCUCUAGUAGACAUCAGAAAGACAUCACAGAGUCCUUUGACGAGGGCUAUGACAGCAAGGUUAAGAGCCAUGACUCUGACUUCUGUAGGAAGGACAGAAAGGAUGGCAGUGGUCUGACCCAGUGGUCUGACCAAGGAUCCAGCAGCAGCAGUAGUAUUAGUCAACCGUCAGAGUCCAGUAGCAGAACUUUCAGGAGGACUGGACCCAUCAAGAAACCUGUGCUGAAACCCUUGAAGGUCGACGACAAAGAGAACGAGAAACCCAAAUCUGAACCCGAAGAGAAGCCCCCCUACAGGCUCGAGAAGGAAGUGGUGACCAACGUUUAUGACCUGAAGAAAGAUGCCCCACCUCAGUCUAACAGACACUCCGCUCCACCGACUGUCGCCUCCACUGCAGAGAAACAAGCAGAACCUCCAGAAGUCGAGAAAUUUACCAACCCGCUUGAAGAGUUGCAUAAGGAGAACUGCUGGGAUGAUAUCAAGUCUCAUUCUAUAGACGUCUUGGAGAGCAGAGAGCCGCCAGCACCACGCCGCAACAACUGGAUAUUCAUUGACGAAGAGCAGGCAUUCGGCAGGGCCAGAGGAGCAGGUCGAGGACGUGGUCGCGGCUACAGAGAGUUCAGUUCUCAUGGUGGAGCACGUGGAGGACGCAAUGAUAACAACAGAGUAUCCUACAACAACACCAGCAUGCAAAGACCUGCUCGAGGACGUGGAGGCCGAGAGUUUAGAAGCGAGGACCUGCAACGAGGCAAAUCCCGCAGACGCAACGUCAGUGAGACGCACAGCGAAGCCUCGGAAUGUGAGGAGCUGCCCAAACGGCCACGCCAGAAGGCCUCUGAAAACGGAGAGGCUUCGUUCCCUGUGUUUGGAGAUCAAGAGGUCAAGAGGGCCGACCGAGAGUCGUGGAGAUCGAACAAGGUCUACACGGAUGAUCAGAGUGCAAGCAGUGAUUCCUGGGACAAGAUGAAAUCGACCAGAGUAUUUGGAAGGUCCUUGCCCCCUCGCCUUAAUGCUGGAUUCAACCAUGGAUAUGGAUCGAGGGACAUUUCCACUUGGAGGGGCAGAGGAAGUCAGAUUGGAAGCAACACCACACAAGAGAACGGAUACAACUUCAGUUCAGAAUCCUAUUCCAAACACUCAUUGGAGCGUGAGCCCCUGAAAUACCCCUCUAAAUUUACCGGACGCUUUGUAGAGAAUGGCAUCGAGGACCGAGAAGGAAGUUACUAUUUAGAUAAUGAUAAUCCCGACAGACCGCUGAGAAGGCGUCGUCCCCCGCGCCAGGAUAAACCUCCACGCUUCAGGCGCCUGCAUCAAGAACGUGAAGGAGGUCAAUGGAAUAGUGAAGAUUAUGUUAAUGGAGACUUUCCCAAUCCAUGGUCUGGUCUUUCCAAGGGUGGAGAGAAGCACUGGCCCAACCACUACUUGGGCGGAAGGUCACAGGAUGUCAAGGGUCAGAGUCAGUGUGAGGACUGGGAGACUGGAUCCGAGAACAGCGACUUCAGUGACUGGAGGGAGAAGCGAGGAGGAGGGCCAAAUGGUGACGCGCUGACAGAGGUGGCCCACGGUGACGCCAGCCCUGAGAAGAGAGAGCUCUCUAAACGAAGCUUCUCUAGCCAGCGGCCUGUUGUGGAAAGACAGAACCGCAAGACUGAAGUGUCUGUGGAGAACAAGAUGAUAACACGUACAGCUGACGUGCCAUCUAGUGCGGGUCCCUGCAGUAGAAACGAGAGCUGGCAGAAUGGUAUCUCUUCCAACAACAAACGAGUUCCAGAAGACUCUGUCCCAGUUCUGAGAUCAGCAUCUGUGUACAGUGUGGACCAUUAUGAUAGUCUUUCCACCAGCACGACUGAAACCACUGGAAAGAUCAUUGAGAAAGACCUAAAACCCAGAAAUACGAAGGGGGACAUAACAGAACCUCUGUCCCAGUAUGACCUCAGCAGUUACCCAAUUGAGAGUGACUCAGGAGCUUCUGUACCCAGUCCAGAGGUGUUCCAGGACACUCUGUCCAAAAAACAGCGGCACCCAAUGGAAGACGAGCGCAGGAGGAAAGGUCAGGGUACUCCAGUUUUGGUAAAGAACAGAACAAUCACUUCAAAUAUGCCGCCUCGUUUUGCUAAGAAGCAGGGCAGCAUGUCCAUCGAGCAGCCUGAAGAUGUGGUCUCCACUAGCAACUUGGGUACAGAGAUCUGGGAGACCAACAGCACAGCUCUGACUCUCCAAUCAUCAGGUGGUGAUUCCUGGACGAAACAGGUGUCCUACACGGGAAGUGAACCGAAUUCAGAGGAUUCAGACGCUGGACCCGAGCAGAGUAAAGAACACAAACCCGGCCCCAUCGGUAAUGAGCGCUCACUGAAGAAUCGCAAGGGCUCUGAGGCAAUGGAGCGUCUGGAGGGACCCAUCACUCCCGUCAACGGAGUAGACCUGCACGUGGACAAUGUUCUUCCUGUGCCGCCCAUUGAGUUUGGCGUCAGUGCAAAAGAUUCAGACUUCAGCCUUCCUCCGGUGUCCACACAAGUUCCUGUGUCCAACCCGGUCACCAAGCAGCAGGAUGCACUCGCUGGGAACGCGGGUUUAAAUCAAGCAAUCCCGAUUCUGCGUAGAAAACAUCUGCAGUCUGGAAUAAACCUGAACCCCAUCAGCUUCCCGUCCGCUGACCUCACACUCAAGAUGGAGUCAGCUCGUAAGGCGUGGGAGAACUCUCAGUCUCUUCCAGAGCAGGGCUCUCCCAGCGGCAUGGGGUCUGGAACUCAGCCAGCCUGCAGCGUGGGCUCCUCCAGCGCCGUCAGCUACAGCUCGUUCAGUGGCAUGUCUAUGCCAUCCAUGCCUGUGGCCUCAGUCGCUCCCUCCGUCUCCAUGCAAGGCAGUCACAUCCCUCCUCUGUAUCUGGAUGGUCAUGUGUUUAACAGUCAGCCACGGCUCGUGCCACCGUUGACUCAGCAGCCCAGUUACCAGCAGGCAACCCCUCAGCAGAUCCCCAUCUCUCUGCACACGUCUCUUCAGGCUCAGGCUCAGCUGGGUUUACGUGGAGCGCUUCCUGUAUCUCAGUCACAAGAGAUAUUCAACUCCAUCCCUCCAUUCAGGUCUCAGGUGUACAUGCAUCCAAACCUGUCUCAGCCUAGUGCCAUGGUGCUGUCUGGAGGUGCUCCUCUCAAAGGGCCGUACUCUGCGUUCCCUGGCAUGCAGCCAUCAGAGCUGUUGAAAUCGCAGUCUGGAUCUCACUAUCAGCCCAUUAGCGGCAGUCAGCCUUUGGUGUACGACGGUGCUGCUGGAAUGAGCACGUCACAACUCAUGGACUCACAACUCAUACAGGUGACGAUGCCCAUGCCUGGCUCUCAGCUACGGUACGGUUCAGCCCAACAGCAUCUCAUUCUGCCUCAGUCCAUCCAGCUGCAGCAGAACCAGAACCUGUCUGUCAGAGCGCCACGCCGUAUGAUGCCACCUGGAUCACAGCCACCUGUCAUGAGCGCCAGCAGAGAGCCCUCUCAGAUGGACAUGAAAGGAUUCCAGUUCUCAGACAAACACAACCACACACCUGGAAUACCCAGCGGCUCUUUCAGAUCCGGUUCUGUCAGCCCCAGUGGAAAGCCCUCCGGACCCGGAGCUCUUCCAGCCAUUGCUUCUCUUUCAGGUCAUUACACACAGCAGGUUUCUGGCCCUCAGGGCAGUAUGGUCAUGCACAUGAGACCCCCCACCAGCAGCCCCUUCCCCAACCCCAUCCAACGGCCCAUCAUGCAGGUCAACAAGGCCGUUAUCAUCCGCUCAACGCCCUACACCAGUCCUGGGUGCGAGCGGCCCCCCUCCAAACCCGAGCCCACCGUUAAAGCCCCUGAGGACGGUAUGAAGGUGAAGGUUCUUCAUCAGGCCUUCAUUGAUAUUAAGAGCUCAUCUGUGGUUGCCAGUAAACUCCAGGAUCAGGUGAAAAGCUCUUGUAGCAGAGCCAUCAAACCACAGUUGGUCAAAGUGGAGGAAGGCAAAGCCUGAACUAAUGGAUCUCAUGAUCACAUGACACAACCUCCUCUUCCUCUCUCUUGCUCUUCCUUUCACUGAACUCAAAGACUGACACACCACUGACUGACUGAAACACCAACUCCACAAUUUCAAUCGGACACGCAUUAAUUAACAUCACAUAGAGGGACAUGAAUACCUAUAUAUAAAUGUAUACUAUAUAAAUAUUCAUAGACACAAUAGUUUUGGACUCUUUUGUGCAGACUUUUCAAUGUCACCUUUAUUUAUUUGCAUUUUAUUUGACAUUUCAAGUGAAGAAUAAUGGUUACACACAAAAACAAAAAUGCAAAAGAAUCUGAGAUUGAUGAAGAGAGCAAAACAAAGUCCGGACUGCCCAUAAUGCCAAACUUGGGACACUUGAUUGGACUGGAGGUUCAUCACAAGCUCAAUGUUCUCCAGAGCUGCAUUGUUGCCAUCUGUCAUUUUUACUAGGUACCAUAGUGUUUUAAUUUUUUUUUUUUAUAUAUAUAUGUAAAAAUAUAGUAAUCAUGCCUAUUUGCUCUAUUAUUAUUAUUAUUAUUAUUAUUAUUAAAGAACACCUUUUAUUCAAUAAAAAAAACUUGAAACCCAAAUUUGAGGACAUUGAUCAAUCAAAACCUGUGACGGAGUGAGCAUCUUCGUACAUGUACAGCUUGUUAAAGACUGCUUAAAUGCUUGUAUUGAAGCUGCUUCUCAUGUGUUGUGUAAAUGCAAAGCCACAUUUGAUAUCAGAAGAUGAUGCGUGAUGGAGCCGCGCUGGCAGCAGGAAUAAACGUGUUUAUUCUGCACCAUUGAGAGGCGCGUUUCAUCUGGUCGGGUUGGUGGGAUAUCGAGGCACUGGAGCAGUGUGAGGAUGUUUGUGAUGAUGUCACUGGGAGUCUUGUGCUGUCCUCACAGCUCGUGGGAAAUGUUACAAUACAUUGUUGAAUUGAAUUGAUCUGAGUUUCAUUAUGUUUAAUUUGGUCUUCAAGAAAUAACCCUUCCACAUCGCUUCCUUGUUUUUUGGAGGAGGGCGGUAACCUCAGAAAAUGAAAGGUUGCAUGAGCAGUAAACGGCCUGUAUAUGUUGUCAGGGUCCAAAUGUGUGUUUUCAUACUGUUUUAAGAGGAUGAUGUGGAAUUGCUCCCAAAAUUCAUGCUUUAAUUGUAAGAAUAUGCUGGAUGACAAAAAAAAAAACACGAUAAGAGAAAAUGUAUUACACGUGAAGUGUUUAUUUUGAUGGUGCUGCAGCUGUACAGAACUGUCACCAUCAACACAUGUUCUUGUGCUGAAGAUACAGACUCGAUCGAGUUCCCUUUGCUGGACACUUAAUGUUUCGUUGAAAUCAAUUCUGCCAUGCUCAUGAUGACUUAAGAGGUUUAUUUGCUCUGUGUUUUACACAUUUCUCUAAAUACAGUUGACUAACAUAAGUUAAACAGCAGUCAUGUGUCUGUACAGAAAGGGCCAUUGAAACAUUUACUUAGUUUAUUUAAUGUUGUUUAUUAAAGGUCUUUUUUUUCUCCCCAU
Messenger RNA from Xyrauchen texanus (razorback sucker), 8262 nucleotides. RefSeq names its product protein PRRC2B-like. Lineage: Eukaryota; Metazoa; Chordata; Actinopteri; Cypriniformes; Catostomidae. Gene Ontology annotation, biological process: cell differentiation. The transcript is spliced from 30 exons. The coding region runs from base 254 to 6754 and encodes 2166 amino acids. The record is from RefSeq and is a predicted model, not a curated record.